GAUGGAGGGGGCGGAGAUGCCCGCCUGAACCAUGCUGAUACCCCGCGGGACAGGGUUGGGGCGGCUGCUGCAGCUGCUGCGAGGGGGCCUAGUGGCUGUGGGAGGCCGGGGCUGCGGUGGCGGCUGGAGCAACUUCUCAGCUAUGUCUUCACAAUCUAGCUGGUUGAGCACCGAAGAAAGGAACCAAGCUUUAUAUGAUCUUAAAGCUGCUGGCUGGUCUGAGCUCACUGAAAGAGAUGCUAUAUUCAGAGAAUUCGUAUUCAAAACCUUUAAUCAGGCCUUUGGUUUUAUGACUCGGGUAGCUCUUCAGGCUGAAAAGAUGAAUCAUCAUCCUGAGUGGUUUAAUGUAUACAAUAAGGUCCAGAUAACACUCAUUUCCCAUGACUGUGGUGGCCUGACAAAGCGAGAUGUCAAGCUGGCUCAAUUUAUUGACAAAGCUGCUGCUUCUUGUCUAACAACUGGGUGCUAAAGUAAUCAUAAACAAAUUCUAUAAUUUGUUUAUUUAGUCUUUUCUCUUACGGUAAAAAUAAUUAAUCCUUAAAUUUCCCCAUUCUUGCAGAAGCUUUUGCAGAGAUACAUAAAUUUUUUUUAUCAAGUAUAUAAAACACUAGAAUUGCUGCAUUAAAAAGUUGAGUUGUUUAUUCUGUGUAUCAGUGACAAUUCCCCUGUGGUCAUCUGUCUUCAGUAACACUGACCAUUUGGCCAGGAGUUCCUCUAAAGAAGAAUGAUUUGGGCUGACUAGUAGGGUUUGCAUCUUAGUACCCUGUUAUCUACCCUUUUAUCUUUUAGAUUCUAUACACAAUGACAGAGGCACAGUUCAAUGCUAUCAUCUGAAUUUUUACUCAAUAAUUAAUGUGUGCGUGGGGGGGUCAGGUGAUCCUAUAUUAACAUGUAUAGUUGCAAGGAAUAUAGCCGAGAGAAAAUCUCCCUUGCUGUAGGUAUUCAGAUGCACUUUCCACUUGUUUAAACUUUCAGGUAUUCUCUGGAAUAAAAUGACCGCAAUUGAUUGUGUGACAAAAAAUCAUGUUAUGUUCUUGGAAAUCUUGGUCAACUUAAUACAAUAAUCACAAUGAAUGUUUUUUAAAAAAACAAGCCUGGUACUUUAUAUUGAGCUAAGCAUAUUUGUCAGAUUGAUUCCAUGUGCUUUCAACUUUUAGGCUAGAUCCAAAGGGAUUCCCACUCUCCUGUUUCCUGAGCACAAAUCUGGCUCUUUCUAGACAAACAAGAGUCUUGGUGCAGCGUAUUGGGGUAAAAAGUCAGACUCUUCCCGAAUUUGUUCAUUUUCUUGGCCAUUGAUCAUACUGUGUUCCAAUCUCCUUGAGGGCAACAGUCAGAGGAAGUUGGUCUGAGCCAACUUUGAGGCUCAGAGACAGGAGUAGUAGAAACAAGGCUUAAGAGUAGACCAAAAGAAUGACUUACUCAACAACCUACAGAUCUAGAGGAGAAAGAGGAUGAAAAAAGACUAUUUUUCACGUUUAUUAUAGGCACACACAUUUAUAAUUAAAACUAAACAGAAAUCUUAUUAAUAUGGCUAAAUAACAGGGAGAUGUUUAUUGCUGUGCUUUUAAGCCAAAAUUCAACUAUUAAAAAGGCAGUUUACAGCCGAAGAUUGAUACUGGAAGAAGAGAUUCUUAACCUCUCUGACACAACGAAUGCCAUUUUUUAUUCCUACAUGUCUCCAUCCAGAGGAAGUCACUUGGGGCAUUUCUUUGAAGAAGUUACAUUGCUUUUCUCAAUGGCAUCAGAAGAGAACAUGGAAAGAAAAAUGAUAUUGUUCAGUCUCAUAAUCUGUGUAUUUUGCCCUACUUUGGAUGAAAAAUGCUAUGGAAAAUGCAGCACUUUUCAGUGAACCAAACCUUUUAGUUCAAUGUAGUUAGCCUUGCAUUAAUGGGAAUUAUCUGGGCUAUGGGUUUCUCCCCCUGAUUAUUCAUUCACAUGCAUGAAUUCUAAGUCCUACCAGGCCCAAAACGGGGUGCAAGGGGUUGGCGCGUUCCCCCCACAGCCCGUUUUUGUUCCCAGGGAGUGCAGGAGGCCAAGUGCUGCCUGUCAACCAGCCUGGCCACACCCACUCAGCCGGUCAUUAGGGCAGAGAACCGGUUGUUAAAUUAUUUGAAUCCCACCACUGCUUGUGUAGAUAGCCUAGAUUGGGAAAGUCUGGGUAAAUGUGGGGGAGGAAAGGGCCAGCUGAGUGAAUGAAUGAAUGAAUGAGUGAGUGAGUGAAUGAAUGAAUGAAUGACAGUUUGACCAUUCACUAUGCUAUGCUGACUAUGCCGUAUUAGGGCAAUAUAUUCAUGAGACCACAUUGAGUAACAAAAUAGCUUGUAAGUGUUGAGUUCUCAAGCUCUUUGUCAAGUAAGAAGGUUUGCAGAAGAAAAACAUAGGUGAGUCUUGAAGCAGUAUGUUGCUGUUUAAUUAUAGAUUUAAUAGAAUAAGUUCUCAGGCAAAAUACACAGGUUCCUUGAUAGAUAUAAAGAUUGACCAGUUUUGCAUAUUUCGGUUGACAAAAUUAAAUAUAUUUUUGGUAGCAAGUCAAAAAUGGAAAUCAAACUGGAUAAUUUCAGUUAGAGUCUGAAGAGGAUACAUCCUUAGUAAAGUCGAAGCUCCUGAUGCUACAGAAUCUUCAUCCAGGGAUGGAUGUCACUGUUACUGGCCGGAUUUGAUAUUGCCCAGUUCAUGUAAUUGCCAUCCUUACCUUGUAUAAUUUUCUAUAUUUUAAUUUGAAUAAACAAUUCAUACUACUCUUUUUAAA
Messenger RNA from Pantherophis guttatus, 2749 nucleotides. It is a transcript of the gene PCBD2, whose product is annotated as pterin-4 alpha-carbinolamine dehydratase 2. Gene Ontology annotation, molecular function: 4-alpha-hydroxytetrahydrobiopterin dehydratase activity. Lineage: Eukaryota; Metazoa; Chordata; Lepidosauria; Squamata; Colubridae. Gene Ontology annotation, biological process: tetrahydrobiopterin biosynthetic process. The record is from RefSeq and is a predicted model, not a curated record.